ACCCCGGUAUAAAGGCGAUUGAGGCCUGAGCCCUGGCCUCAGUCUCCAGGAUGUAGUGUGGUGGUCAAUUGCUGCUUGUUCUUUCUUCCAGCCAAUAAAAGCCUUUAUCUCGCUUCACGUCUCGGAGAGUUAUUGAUGGUGCAUCAGGUGGUAAUCUGUAACUGGAUACAUUAGUUCUCCACAGACAUCAGUCAAGCAAUGGAAUUAUACAGCACAGAAAACUACUCAGGCCCAUUUGACUGUUUGUGGCCUCUAAACUUUACAAUCUAUGUACCUGUCCAAAUGUCUUUAAAACAUUGUAAUUUUACUUACAAGUUGCUCUCUCAAUUUACUCUAUAUAUCCACCACCUUCUAUGUGGGGGGAAAAAACCUUGUCCCUCAUUUCAACUUUAAAUCUUUCUCUUCUCACCUUAGACCUAAGCCCUCUAGUUUUAGACUCCCUUACCACGGGGGAAAAGCCCCGUCACAAUCUAUCUAUGUCUUUCAUAAUUUUACAAACCUGUGUAAUGUCACCCCUUAGCCUCCUUCACACCAGCAAGAAUCUGUCUAGUCACUCCUUAUAAUGCAAACCCUCCAGUCCCAGCAAACACCCGGGUCAAUCUUCUCUGACAUCCUUCCUAUAGCAGGGUGACUGUAACUAUAUCCAACAUCCCAGAUGCAGUCUUGCCAACCUCUUCUAUAAUUGUAACAUGAUGUCUUACCACCUGUAUCAAUGCCCCAAAUAAUGAAGGUAGGUGUGCCAUUCCACCUUACCACCCUGUCUACCCACUUUUAAUGAACUGUGUACUUGUACCCCUAUUGCUUCCGUUCAACAAUGCUUCCCGGGGAUCUGCCAGUCACUCUCUAUGUUCUGCACUGACGUCACUUUGUACUUGUCUUAAUAAAGUCCAUCUGCCAAUCUUUUACCCUCAGUGCAAAGCCCAACAGGUUGGAAGUGGUAUAAAUCUGGUCUGGAGCUGCAGGGGCAUGCAGCAAGAACAGGCUAUAGUGAAUGGAUAAUGUGAACCUACCUCAAUGAUUAUUGUCCAGUAGCACUUGCAUCCACUGUGAUGAAAUGCUUUCAGGGAUUGGCCAGAAAACAUAUCAACUCCUGCUAGAGGAGUGGCUUGGAUCCACUCCGAUUUGCCUACCGUCACAACAGGUCAGUAACAGAGAGCCAUUUUAUUGGCUCAUAACUCAGCUCCGGAUAUUUGGACAACGAAGGCGCAUACAUCAGGAUGCACGUCAUUAGCUACAGUUUAGCAUUAUCAUUCCCUCAAAACUAAUCUCUAAGCUCCAAGACUUCAGUCUCAGUAUCUCCUUGUGCAACUGGAUCCACGAUUUCCUCACUUGCAAAUCCCUGUCAGUAUGGAUUAACAUCUCCUACACAAUCACCAUCACUACACGUGCACCACAAGGCUAUGUGCUUAAUCCUCUGCUCUACUAGCUUUUUGACUGCGACUAAUCUCGUUGCAUAGGACAUAUUUAAUAGCUAUGAACAAUAUUUAAUAGGUGCUCCUUUGGCUGGCAUGAGGGCAGACUGCCAUUAAACCAAGGCGGGAGGUGUAAACGAGAGAAUGACAAAUAUAUGGUGACCGAAUAAAAAGUAGAAAUAUCCUGUCAUCAGCACCAGUCAAAAGAAAACACAGCAUCCGACAACUUUUUCAAUGCCCGAACUGCGGCACCGUCCACUCCGUCCCCGUUUCUGCAGGAUCGACGCGCCCCCUGAUGGCCACCAGCUUGUAUUGCAGGUGCCUGCAGAUGCGACCCGACACGCCGCACCCUCUGCCGGGCGCUCAACCUCUCCGUGUCGGGCGGUAAGGGACGAGCCUUGCUCCGGGUCACCAUGGAGCCCGAGAGGGCGAGAGGCGAGGCAGCCGCAGACUCGGAAGGUGGGCGGUCCAGUUGCGCGGAGGAAGAACAAAACGUUCUGCAGGAACUGUCAGAGUUGCCGGUGGAGGGGGCGGGGAAAAGGCCGACAUGCUCCAGAUGCAGCCGUCCUCAGAAGGUUUGUCUUUGCCCAUUCCUGCCAGUUCAUCCACUGAAUGUUUCCACAUGCCUGUACAUAGUUCAGCAUCCAGCAGAGGAGAGUCGAGUGCUGCGGACUGUACCUCUGUUGGCUGCCUGUCUUCCAGCUGACAAAUGUAAAGUCUUUAUUGGACGGCGUUUUAAUGAGGACAGGCAUCCUGAACUUGCAGCUGUGUGCCAGAGUAUUAGUACAUUAGUCUUGUAUCCUGGACCCGAGGCAAAUAACCUGGAAGAACUUGAACUCGAUCCAUCGCUGUCUCCAUACAAUAUCAUUAUCAUUGACGGAACAUGGAGCCAGGCCAAAACUAUGUUUUAUGGAAAUGCCCUCUUUCGUUUGCCAAAACAAGUUCAACUGAAAACCAGUUUAUCAAGCCAGUACAUAAUUCGAACUCAGCCAAACAAUACAUGUCUCUCUACGCUGGAAUGUGCAGCCUUUGCUCUCUCCAUUGUAGAAAAGGACCACUACAUUCAUGAGGUCAUUCUGCGACCUCUUCAGGCAUUGUGCUCAUUCCAGCUUCAACACGGAGCUCAAGUCCAUCACAGUAAGGAACAUCUGAUUAAGAAUGGGUUGUAUACAAAACCAAUGCCAAAGAAUAAGCGUAAACUUAAGAGAAUGGAACGUUUGGUCAAAGACUAGAACAGGAGUAUAAUUUUAGUAUGACAUUAUUUUUCGGAGCACAGGUUCUUUGACUCAUGGUCUUCUAUCUCUGGAUCAUUUCAACUGGUCAUCAGUUUCCUUAAGUUGAAUUCCUAGCUAGCUUCUAUUUCUAUUAUGACGCUUAACAAAUUCACUUGGGACAUAUUUCCUCAGUGUUUCUUCUGUUGUACUUCCAUAAUUUAGGUGCAAAUAUUCAUCAGAAAUCUUACUUAGUUCGUUUCCUUCUGAAAUUGGGCCAUUGUUAUGGUGCUGCAAUUGCAGAAAAUUCAACUCCUCAAUAUUUAGUUAAUUACUUUGUCUUUUUAUGGUAUUCUGCAAUAUUCAGGACAGAUCAAUGCAGCAAUUUUUUCUUUAGUUUUGCUGGAAGUUUCCAUGAGAAUGGAUUAUUUCAUUGCAGUCUCGGUUUUCAGUCUAGGCUGCUAAAGCUGUCUUCAAGUUGCCAGAUGGGACAAUACCGGAAUCUUGAGUAUUUUUUCCAUUCUUAUGGCUUAGGUCUGGAAACAUUUUAAACUUUUUUCUGCCUCUCCCCACACUCUGCUCCAAUUCCCCUCCUGUCAGGUGCACUCUACAUAAGUAGAUGCUUCAGGAGGAUGAAGAGUGGAAAUCUUGGAUAUACUCCAGCAAACACAUACUCAUGGAUUAUAGUGAUUGUCCAUCAUAUCUAACAUUGGCAGGAAACCUGUGCAGAGAGUUUUUCAAGUGGAAGAGCCAUUGCACUGGGGCAGUUCCACCUCAGUGGGACAAGUAGUCAUCACAAGUGGAGUCUUUUCUGGUUGCAGAGGAUGACCAUGACUUCUGUGCCUUGUCACACCCUUCGGUCUCCACAGAGCAUUGCAGGCCCGUCGAAUCUCACUGUAGACCUCAUCCGCCUGAACUGAGUUCACAUGCUAGGACAGACGUGUCUCUACUUCACCGGGGUAUGAGGCCCACUGGCUACCCUCACCUGUUGAAGCAGUGCUCUGGUGUGUGGCUGCUGUCACAUUCAGACAGCUGCUUGGAGCCCCGGCUGAGAGCCGAGUGUCCAGUGAGGAGCACAGUUGAGUGAGCUACCCCAGACUGGACACAAGCCCUUUCACCAGAGGUGCUACCCAUACACCCCAAUUCCAGAGUAUAUCAUGUUGUAUUGGUUACAUAGGCCUUCUUAAAGCAUAACUCUAAUUGAGUAGAUUUAUGUAGCUGUGACAUUAGGUGUUUAAAUUGAUCUCUAAACUCAGAACGGUUUUGUUAAUUAGAAUUAAAAGUAAAUGUCUGUGUCAUUAAAAUUCAAAAGAGUAGGUCUGUGAGUAAUUAGCUCACAAAAUCCCACAGGUAUCUACAGCAUCAUAAGACAAAGGAGUAAAAUUAGGCCAUUUGGCCCAUCGAGUUUGUUCUGCCAUUCCAUCAUGGCUGAUCCAUUUUUCCUCUCUGUCCCAGUCUCCUGCUUCCUCCCCAUAUCCCUUCAUGCCCUGACCAGUCAAGAAUCCAUCAACCUCUGCCUUAAAUAUACAUACAGACUUGGCCUCCACAGCUGCCCGUGGCAAGAAUUCCACAGAUUCACCACUCUGGCUGAAGAUCAUGUCAGAUUGAAACCGCAGUUGCUCAAUAUGUAGAACAAAGUGGAAAAGCAAAAUGUGUGGGAAACCUGUAGAUGGGGAAGACACUUAAUUUUGCCUGAUCUUGAUCUAAGCGGGAAUAUAUGAGAUUACAUUUUAUAUUAGAUAAAGAACUUGAAUCAGCUCCUACAAUUCUUAGUGAGACUUUGAUGUCAGUUUUGAACAGUUUGGCUGGUUUGAACAGGAAGUUGGUGAGAAAGAAUUCGGUAAAACAAAACUUAUGUGCAUUUACACCACUGCCUUUCAUCAAUGCUUUCUCUGUAUGUGGUGACAUCUGUGUUUAAUUAACUAUCAUUUUCAAUGGAGUGGGGCAAAUAAAGACUCAGCAGAACAAGCAGCAUCUGAGGAGGUAAAGGGAUGGUGUCAGUGCACUGUAAAGUUAGUGGAGUGUGUAAAUGGUCCGCAGUGAAGAGUGACUAGCAGAGAGUCAAAGUCAAAAAACAAUCUUAAGUAAUUAUUUGACCAAAAAGUAAAUAAUUGUGUGAUUAUGUAUAAUACGAGCAGAGUUUCUAGCUAUAGUUACCAUGUGCUUAGUUGCUGAUCCCCAAGCUUGCUUACUAUGAGAUAUUUCAAGACUGGUAAAAUACAAGGAAAAGUUAAACUUUCCAGGUGAGUCAAUUAGCAACUGCCCCAAGAGCUAAUGUGGGGAGCAGUGUAAGAUGAGAAGCUCAUAUUAUGAAACAAGUCAGCUACAAAACAAGCGUAUCCCUUGAAGAAAAAAAAGUAUGGAAAGUGAAUUACAAAUGCCCAGUUACUAUUUGUUUACUUGAUCACCAUACCUGUGUAAGAUUUUUUUAAAAUAUCUGCUCAGUUUAUAAGUUGUUAUACUUAAAGAAAUACAUCAUAUGAAAAUGGAAUAUGCAGAUUUCAUUACACCUUUUACUUAGUAAUGAAUGUAGAGACAGGUUUACUAUGAAUUACCACUUUUGUAUCUGUUUUCAAUAAAAUAUUGCUGAAAAAAUACAUUUCUA
Molecule: messenger RNA, 5228 nt
Organism: Hypanus sabinus (Atlantic stingray)
Lineage: Eukaryota; Metazoa; Chordata; Chondrichthyes; Myliobatiformes; Dasyatidae
Gene: dtwd2
Product: DTW domain containing 2
Exons: 6
Coding region: 1826-2644 (272 amino acids)
Source: RefSeq, a predicted model, not a curated record